AUGGGCCGCGACAUCGCCAUCUCAGGCUGGUCUGAGGAAUGGCUCAACCGCACCCUCCCCGAACUCAAGUGCGAGACCACGCUGGUCGUGUACGCGAUAACCCUCACCUCUCUUUUCAUCGGCAUCCGCGCUCUCCUCCGCGUCCGGCGCACUCGUAAAGACCUCGAGGCGAAUCCAUCCAACCGCGUCGCAAUCCUCUCCGGCUGCGAUAAGCGCAUGGCAAAGACGACCAAGACCAUCUUCUGCUUCGCCCACAUCUUCUUCUUCCACUCUCUGGCGCUCUGGUUCACGGAUGCUGCCAUCGGCGUGUUGGCCAUCUACCAGGACGUCGACUCGCACCCGGGGGAGUACACCGCGCCGGUCUGGAUUGAUCUGGCCAUCCAGGUCGUGACCAUGUUGGCCGUCUUCACGGCUGUCUUCAUCGCGUUCCCUAUGCUUCAGCUCAUCGGCGUAUCGCAUUUGGUUAAGAAGAGCGUACGCAAGGGCAGCGAGGCUCCCAUGUCGGCCUACAUCACCGAAGGCCGCAUUAUCAGCACCCACCUGGCUCAACUCUGGAUGAUGACCGGCUUCUGCAUCGUCUCCUGGUGGCCCGUCAUGGAAAGCUCAAUGCUGCGCAUCGUAAUCUUGGAAGCAGUCUUUGGUUCUGGAAUUGCCUGGCUGUCGACGAGCUUCAUAUUCAACUUCCGCACCGAUGCGCUCUAUAAGAUGGAAAUGGAGGUUCUGCAACAGCACCAGCGACCCGUCGGUGUGUGCCAGCAUGUUGUGCAUUACGGCAAGCAGGUCGCGGCUUCAUUCGAAGAUGAGAAGUCGCAAUUGCUUCCGAAAUACGAGCAAGCUGCGCAGGAUGAGAAGACUGGACUUUGA
Molecule: messenger RNA, 864 nt
Organism: Zasmidium cellare ATCC 36951
Lineage: Eukaryota; Fungi; Ascomycota; Dothideomycetes; Mycosphaerellales; Mycosphaerellaceae
Exons: 1
Coding region: 1-864 (287 amino acids)
Source: RefSeq, a predicted model, not a curated record